AAUCUCUUCAUCUUUGUCUUCCCAAGAGGGUGGAUUUAAGUUCAUUACAAGGGCGUGGACAGAAUGGGGACUGGUGAGGUGGUCACUGACAAGCAAGAGCUAGUAAAGCAGCCACGUGAUGACUUUUUCCCUGCCUGUGGGGACUGGAUUUGUUCAUAAGGACUGGAUUUGUGUUGAUCGAGUUGCAGUGUUUCAUUGACAACAGGUGCAUCCUGUCUUUUGAUGCUGAAGGAGAACUUGUGUCAAGGGAAUGAAGUGACGCUAUAGAGGAUUCACCUGGGACACCUCGGGUGCCGGCUGACGGAGGUGAGACAUGAGGACUUCGGCCGCUGGUUUCCUCCUCGGGAGCCUGGUGUUGGCCUUUUGUCUGCCUUUGGUGGUGACUUUACCAAAAACACUGGCCAUCCCAAAGAAACUGCAGCAAGCCGUGGGGAGGGUUAUUGUCAAUGCCACCAGCUGCACGGUCACCUGUGGCCUUGGCUAUAAGGAAGAGACCGUCUGCGAGGUGGGCCCUGAUGGCGUGAGAAGGAAGUGUACGUCUCAGCGCUUGGAAUGUCUGACCAACUGGAUCUGUGGGAUGCUCCAUUUCACCAUUCUCAUAGGCAAGGAAUUCGAGCUGAGCUGCCUGAGUUCAGACAUCCUGGAGGUGGGGAAGGAAGCUUUCCGGUUCACCUGGCGACUUGCUCGCGGUAUCAUCUCAACUGAUGAUGAAAUCUUCAAACCCUUCCGGGCCAGCUCGCACUUUGUGAGGUUUGAGUCUAUUCAGGAGUAUGACUCUGGGACAUACCGGUGUGAUGUGCAGCUGUUAAGAAACUUGAGGUUUGUCAAGAGGCUCUAUUUUGGGCUUCGGGUCCUUCCCCCUAACUUGGUGAACCUGAAUUUCCAUCAGUCCCUUACUGAGCAUCAGAAGUUAGUCGAUAAGGGCCUGGAAGUGAAUCUGGACAACGGUUCUAAGCCUCAUGGCCCACCGUGGAAAAAGAAGGUGGCUGUAGCUUUGGGAAUAGGGAUUACCAGUGGAAUGGCUGGUGGUGUGUUGGUGAUCAUUGCCCUGGGCAGUGGGCUGAGGCUGAUCUACAGCAGUGCUGGCCUUGAGUCCUUCAGAGCCUCCCUCCGGAAAGGCUGGCUGCCCAGGAACCUGGACCUGUUCAGGAAGGCAGGCUUGCUUUUUAAAGGAGUAUCUGGUGGUCUGAUUGUGGCCUGGCUAGGAGGGAGGGCUUCUACCGCCAAAGGAGUGAGUGGGGCACAUGGAGAGGGGUAACAUCGUGGUAGCGCAAUGGGCAAUACUCCAGAUGGAUGUCUUCCUGAUCUUCCUGCCACUAGGCCCCCAGAAAGCCUAACCGUAGGCACUGCCGCUGCUCCUGGGAAGUUCUGGCUUCUGGGUUUGCAUUCACUAUCUCUUACAACUUGAUGCCUCUCCACCUCUGUCCCUUCUGAGCAUAUGAUCACAUAGAAGGACAUGUUAAUAGCUUUUCUAGUGGAAACCUUUUUUUCCUCUUCAAUAAAAAUCAUUCAUAGUAGCUGCGUGGAGACUAACCUUCUCUACUCUUUAGUUAAAAAUCUCUUGCAUCUGUUUAAAUUGUCCCAUAAUCUGUCUAGCUUUCC
Messenger RNA from Zalophus californianus (California sea lion), 1602 nucleotides. RefSeq names its product transmembrane protein 81 (gene TMEM81). The coding region runs from base 314 to 1258 and encodes 314 amino acids. The record is from RefSeq and is a predicted model, not a curated record. NCBI's taxonomy places the organism in Eukaryota, Metazoa, Chordata, Mammalia, Carnivora, Otariidae. The transcript has a single exon.